UUGAACGGCCUAGCUCUAAUAGGCCUUUGAAUUUUACCCCACUCUCCCCUACGUAUCUAGUUUCGUAGCAAUGUUAGAUGUUCUUGUUACAGUAAAAAUAAACACCUUCAUCUAAUUAACCGUUCGCAAACAUAUUCUCAGGAAUAUGGUUUAACAGUGAUAAGCGAAGCAUUCUAAACUAACCACUGUUAAUUAGAAUUUUUCAAAAAGAUGUGCAUACACGCUACAAAAUCAAGGUCUUGGAUAUUGAUUUUUUGGUACUUGGGAAAAGGCGCGAGCACCGAGUUUCCAGAUGAAGCUCCAUUCCCCCCAGUACUACAACAUUACUGGACCGACUGAAUCUUCUUUCCUGAAAGUGUGAUCUCCUGACUUUGACAAUGACUGCGUCUUUUUGAUCGUAUACCCUGUUGCACUGCCCCGAAAAUAGGAUUAUUUCUUUUGUGGGCCAUAAAGAAGGUCAUUCAGAUCCUGUGAGAAUCUCAACCAUGUUCAAAUGGCACCGUUUGAAAAUUAUACCGAUUUGGGAGAUGCCGCCGGACCACCGACUGCCAGCUCCAUCAUCAGAACAACUAAUCCACCCCCGGUAUUCAUUCCACCCUUUUUCAGGCAGACGACUUUGUCACCUGGACAUGAAGCCAUUUUGGAAAUGCACGCAAAUAGCUCGGCAAACGCCAUCAUUUAUGUUCUGAUUGUCUUGGCUAUCUACGUUUUGGCGAUGACCCUUGUUAUUAUCAAAUAUGUACGCUCUGAACGAUACGAAGCUAGGCUGACCCGAUUGUUCCACAAUCUGAUGCAAAGAGACAGGUUCUUUCGGCUCUCCAGAAGACGGUCAUCUCUCCCCAAAUGUGUCCCAACUAUCAAUGGCAACGACCUGGAAUUGUCACCUACCAAUCCAAUCCCUGAAAUUAGUGCCACUCUUUAUACCUCAGACACAAACGAUGACAUACAAGAAGAGAGCAAAGUCUGAAAAUUUGCUAUCUUCCUUUCCCCCCCCCCUUUCCAUCAAUCGUCAGUUGCGAUACUCUUUGACGGCCACCAAUGAUAUACAAGAAAAAAACGAAAAUCUGGAAACCUACUCUCUUUUUCGUUUUCAUUGACUGUCGGUUAUGGAACUCUUUGAUGGCCACCAACGAUAUACAAGAAGAAAGCGAAAAUCUGAAAACCUACUCUCUUCUUCGUUAUCAUCAACCGCCGGUUAUGGAACUCUUUAAUGGCCAAAAUGACAUAUAAGAGGAUGGCUAAGUCAGAAAACCUGCUCUCUUUUUCGUUUUCAUCAACUGUCGACUGCAUAACUCUUUUAUACAUGGCCACCAACGACAUACAAGAAGAAAGAAAGUCUAAAAACUUGCUCUCUUUUUUAUUUUUGUCCAUAGUCAAUUAUGGAACACUUUGAUGGCCGCCAACGACAUACAAAACGAAACCAAAAGUCUUUAAACUUACCUUUUUUCUUCUCCCCUUCCAUCAAUUGUUAGCUAUUUUAAUUGUUGAUGACCACCACAAGAUGCCGCAAAAUGUGUGACGAUACUAAAAAGAUUUCUAUUCAGGAAACAAUAAAUCAGAAAUCUUUUAGUGAGUUUCCUCUAAUCCCUAUGAAUUAUUUACAAAAACGAUAAAAUAUCUAAAGUUUUGCAACUAUAUUGGAACAAUGCAAGUCUUUGAUGUGGCGAUUUGAGAGAGCUUUGAAUAGCAUGAAAUUGAUAAUGAUUUCAAAAAAGAAAAUUGCAUCUUAGAGGUUAUAUUUCACUUUUUUAAUUGAUUUCUUAAUUUUGAUAAUUAAACUAACAAGGAUCCACUCAGUUAUCACCACUACGUUUAUGAUAAAUUUGUCACUUUCGUCACCUGAAACAUAUGUGUAUCACUAGGUCUGUCAUAUUGCAAAGAUUAAUUAUUCAUGUUUUACAAACAAACUUUGCAAAAACAUGACUGUUAAAAGACAAUUUUUUAUGUUAUAUAUUCGUCUUAGCACACAAUUAACAUCACUGCAAAAACAUCUCUUUUUAUAUUUGUGAAAACAACCUGCGUCUUGUAUAACAAAAUGUUCAAAAUCUUUUAUUGUAAGAUAAACAAAAAUAUUAUAGUAUUCAAGGAAUUGGCGCGAAACAAAAGUCGCUUCUUGGAGUAUUAAUAAUUUACAGCGGGGGAGGGGGGGCUAGAAUAUUUGCGAAUAGAGUUUGGUAAAUUAUUUUUCAUAGUUGUUCAAACUACAACUAAGUCUAAUGUCUUAGGGUUCAAGAGAAUGUUGCUCGGUCUUGUUUUACGAAAGCAAAGUCCGUUGCCUCUGAAGUGAACAUCUCGUCUCUAAGCCAGAAUUCUCGAAUGCCUCUUCGUUGUUAGGAAACAGAUUAUCUUUUCGUUGGUCAAAACUUGGAUAAAUAUCGAAUAUUUUUCUCUUUUGUGAACCUCUUAAAAACUAAAGUUUAUCAGACUGUUAUACCAGGCCUGUUAUGUCAGACUGCAUUAAUCUGCAUGGUAUAUCCAAAAACAACUACAUUACGAUUUAAGUGACCCUAGCAAGGUUAUGCAUACAUCUCAUAGCAUUUUUAAAAGAUGAAGGGCCGACUCAUCGCCAAGCAAACCAAACACUUUGUCUUGUGCUGUCAUUAUUAAGGAGCAGUUCGUAACAUGUGAUAACGUGACAUGUCCAUCACAAGAAACAGGGUACACUCCUGGUCACGCUAUAGAAAUCUCUGCAGUUUCAGUGGAGGUAACAGUAGGCAGUCGUUCUGGUCUGGUAUUUAAAAUCAUUGUUAUCUUCAAAGAAUAUAAAGUUCAGAAUGGCUGCAGUUAAAGCGAGACUGAUGAAUAAAAAUGAACAAUCUACUUAUAUGAACAACCUGCAACACACAAUGCAUUGUUAAUGUGCCAAUGGUAUCUUAAGUGUUCAAAGACCUAUUAUAUCCAACUCAACUAUGCACUAAUCCCGUCCAUUUAAAUGUGAAUUGUUGUAUACAGCACUACACAUAUUGUAUGCAAUUUUUUGUAUACAGUAGAAGUAGGUAAACUGUUAGAUAUAGAGAGUGUAAAAAAAGGUGUUUUUAAAAAGAAGUAUAAAGGUUUUAAUGUUGCA
Molecule: messenger RNA, 3067 nt
Organism: Parasteatoda tepidariorum (common house spider)
Lineage: Eukaryota; Metazoa; Arthropoda; Arachnida; Araneae; Theridiidae
Source: RefSeq, a predicted model, not a curated record